Molecule: messenger RNA, 2411 nt
Organism: Pseudocercospora fijiensis CIRAD86
Lineage: Eukaryota; Fungi; Ascomycota; Dothideomycetes; Mycosphaerellales; Mycosphaerellaceae
Exons: 5
Coding region: 13-1782 (589 amino acids)
Molecular function (GO): N,N-dimethylaniline monooxygenase activity; NADP binding; flavin adenine dinucleotide binding
Source: RefSeq, a predicted model, not a curated record
GGGCAGUCGACAAUGCCUAGCGUCGUAAGCGGCGUCAAUGGUGUCGCGCAAAGCUACGAUUACCCUGAAACAACGCCGGACGGACCGUAUCGGGUGUUGGAUCAAUAUCACAGCAAGCCCAGAAGAUUGCGAGUAGCAUGCGUUGGCGCUGGUGCUUCAGGCUUAUGCUUAGCAUACAAGAUGAACAAGAUGCUUGAACCUGGAUCGUGGGAGUUGACGCUUUUUGACAAGAACAAGCAUUUUGGAGGCACUUGGCUAGAGAACACAUAUCCAGGCGUUGCUUGCGACAUCCCGAGCCACAACUAUACCUUCACGUGGGACCCGAAUCCAGAUUGGUCGCACUUCUUUGCGUAUGGCCCAGAGAUCCAACAGUACUUUGAGAACUUUGCGAAGAGACAUGGAAGUGAGAGAUACAUGAAGCUGAACACCAAGGUGGUCGAAUGUCGGUGGGAUGAAGAGCAAGGUGUUUGGAACAUCACACUCGAAGACCAGACAUCCAAAGAGACAUGGCAAGACUGGGCACACGUGGUUGUCAACGGCACUGGUAUUCUUAAUAACUGGCAAUGGCCAGACAUCCCGGGUAUCCACGACUUUGCAGGUCCAAAGAUGCACAGCGCCAGCUGGGACCAUAGCGUCGACCUCGAUGGCAAGACGAUUGGCGUAAUCGGAAACGGCUCCAGUUCCGUACAAAUUGUCCCUCAACUCCAAAAGAUUGCGAAGAACCUCCAAGUAUACAUCCGCUCCUCGACGUGGAUCAGUCCUCCCUUCGGCGCAGGAGCUUUAACGACAGUUCACAAAGGCAAGGAUGUUGACCCAGGCCAAAGACAAUAUGAAUUCACAGAAGAAGACCGAAAGAAGUUCCGAGAAGACCCAGAGUUCCAUCUCCAAUUCCGGAAAGGCAUUGAAGCUGAGAUCAACGGCCUGUUCGGUAUGUAUAAGCAAGGUUCUGAGUUGUCGAAUACUUUCCGGAAAGUCAUCACAGAAGAAAUGAAUAGGCGUAUGGGGCCUGGUCAUCAAGAGCUGAAGGACUUCAUCAUACCAAGCUGGUCGCCCGGGUGUCGCAGGAUCUCGCCUGGUGAUGGCUAUCUUGAAGCCUUGGUCCAGGAUAAUGUCGAGCCAGUACUGGUAGAAAUUGAGAAAGUGACUCCAAACGGAAUCCUGACCAAGGACGGGGUUGAGCAUAAAAUGGACGUGCUGGUCUGCGCGACAGGCUUCAAAGUCGCUUUCCAGCCUGCUUUUAAGGUGAUCAACGCUGCCGGCAAAAGUGUCCAGGAAGAUUGGGAAGAACGAGGCGGUGUCAACCUCUACCUGGGAGUCUCAGCUCCGCGCUUCCCUAACUUCUAUGUGAUUGUAGGGCCCGGCGCAACUUGGAGCAAUGGCACUUUGCUACCGUCCAUUGAGACAACGAUUGAGUAUUCGGUCAAGAUGAUGAAGAAGAUCCAAACGGAACACAUCAAGGCGAUAGACGUUCAGCAAGAGGCUCUUGACGAUAUUUACGCUCAUUUUGAUGAGUUUCAUAAAGAAACGGUCUGGCAGGAAGAAUGUCGGAGUUGGUUUAAGGAUGGCAAGAUCAAGAACCGAAUCUACCUCUGGCCGGGAAGCACGAUACACUUCCUUAAAACGAUUAAAGAGCCCAGAAUGGAGGACUACAAUAUUCGCUGGCGAUACAAAAACAGAUUUGCCUUCUUAGGCAACGGAGAUGUCAAGGCGACUGCGAGUCGAGAUGUCGCUGGACUGAGCACUUAUAUGCGGAACAGCGAUCAUGAGUGGACUGUCGACUGAGCAUUUUGAUGACGAUGCAGGCUAGAGCAGUGGGACCAGCCAGCGUCAUCUUUGAUUCAAGUGCAAGAUUGUCGAUCCCAAGUAGUGGGUGACGGCCCAGCCAUGGCCACAUCAUUGCGAUGUAGACGUGUUCAACCUCAGCCAUUUAUAAUGCCGCCCAUGGGCGGAGAAUGAUAAUUGUUGGGUGCUUGACGGCCUCGGGGUGGAUAGCCAUCCAGAUCUGUACUGACGUCCGCAGCUGAUCCAGCAUGCCACCUUGACCAAUCCUCCGCGGAUGGCAGGCCAUGAAGGAAUUCGAUAUUGCCAAUUUCACGUUCAGAUAGUGCAGGCAGGUCUCCUAGAUUCGGGACCGGCCCAAAGCCAUGGUUGCUGAAGUCCGGAGAGAUCAUCCAGUCGUGCUCAACACCAGAGAUGGGCAUAUGAGCGGGUGCUGACGUUAAAGGGCGGUGUUGCGGGUCGAGGGGUUGCAUUGGUGGCCAAGGUGGCGCCUCGCUCUGCGGCGUGACUAUAACGUAGGACGAUGGAUCAAUAAUUGGUGCUUGUUGCGAUAUAUGGCUCCCUUCAGAAGCAGCAUCGCUAGCACGGUGGUUUCGUUGUGGCGUAGGCGGCGGCAUUGCUGUCUUUGCUAG